This is a messenger RNA of Cornus florida, 795 nucleotides long. RefSeq lists its product as uncharacterized. The transcript has 2 exons. NCBI's taxonomy places the organism in Eukaryota, Viridiplantae, Streptophyta, Magnoliopsida, Cornales, Cornaceae. The record is from RefSeq and is a predicted model, not a curated record. The coding region runs from base 1 to 795 and encodes 264 amino acids.
AUGGCAAACUUCAUUGUCAACAAUGGCUGGAAUUUCCCACCUGCUCUCCUCUUUGCUAUUUCAGAGCUAAACUCAAUCCAACAACCAGUGCCUCUCAGAAAGGACAAGUUGAUUUGGACUGUUUCUCCCUCUGGUUCUUUUAGCUUGAAGCACACAAUUUCCCACAUCAUGGAUCAUGAUACUUUAGUUCCAUGGUACAACCUGGUGUGGCACACAGUUUCUAUCCCAAGAAUGAAAUUUAACAUGUGGCUAGCAAUUCAAAGCAGACUCCCCACACUUGACUCUCGAGCUAUGGUUCACCAUGGUAAUACCUGUGUCCUUUGUGGAAUUGAAAAUGAAUCACAUUCCCAUCUCUUCUUCAGAUGUGACUUCUCAGCCCCUCUUUGGAAGUUUAUCCAAGCUAGAUGCAGAUUCUACAAUUAUUUUCUCACAUGGGAAGACCUGAUUCUAUGGAUUAGUAGCCAAUGGAAGUCAAAUUCUUCGAUAAGCAUCCUCAGGAAAAUCCCCCUGUCAGCCCUAGUAUAUCACACAUGGAAGGAAAGGAACAACCGUAUCUUCAGAGGGAAUCCAUCAACUCAGAACAGGGUUCUAACAAAGACCUCCUCCUUGUCCACCAGACUAAGAGGUGGAGGGUCUCUCCUCCAUUGCCGCAGGCUUCGCUUACCGGAAUUGGUUUCAGUUCUCCAAGUAUCGAUUUCAUUGCUACUUGUAGAUCUUUUUGUUCUUGGGCUGGGCCUCUGCUCUAGGUUGCUCUGGUUGAGGGCUGGGUUGCCUUUGGGCUUGUAUUUCUUGUGA